AUGCUGACUUCUCAAGACCAUUUCCUGGACGACGAGCCGCCUCCAUAUCCGCCACCCGCUUACUCGGCCCUGGCAGAUUCAAGAGCUGUCGACACCACUUCUCAUAGGGCGAGCGACGAGCACACAUUCGACGCCAUUCAGGAGAAAAUAGCUUCAUCAAAGCACGGCUACGAAAUAUGGGAAAGCAACAACGGCCUCACGAUCAACCAAAGUGGAUGCAAUCAAGCCGUGUUUCACGUCUCCAGUAAGAUUGAGAUGAACGUCCACGAACUGGUCAUGGGUCGCCAUCAGUCACGGAAUAUCGUGGCUCGAGCGAGACUGCCAACUCGCCAGAACGGCGGUUUCGAGAUUCACAUUGGCUCCAUGCAGCACCCAAAUGACAACGACUGGAUCUCCGUUCGGCACACGAAAGACGGUGGCUUGCUCCACAAGUCAGACUCGUACCGUUUUACCGUGAUGGGGAGACCUUUGGUAUGGAAGAAGACUCACUCCACGGCGCUCGGCUCUUCCAAGCUUGCGAGCAAUGACUACAAGCUAUUGGAUGAAACCCGAGUUGGCGAGAAGGCACACCCUCACGUAUUCCAUCAGGCGACACCAAAAGUCAUUGCCGGUGGCGAUCCGAUUGCCGUCUACCUACAACACGGCGUCCACGGCGCAACGGGAUCAAGGCACAUGCAGAUUGACUGGAUUGACGAGUUUGGAGAUGCAGUGGAAACAGCGGCAUUGAUCACGCUGAUGGCCAUACUAGAGCGUACGCAAAACCACAUCCGACAGGCGGGAAAGCUGCGAGAUACCAGUAGGGACGCGAGCAGAUGGUGCGAUUGA
Molecule: messenger RNA, 825 nt
Organism: Lecanosticta acicola
Lineage: Eukaryota; Fungi; Ascomycota; Dothideomycetes; Mycosphaerellales; Mycosphaerellaceae
Source: the annotation of a GenBank genome assembly